Mangifera indica (mango) is the source of this 1360-nucleotide messenger RNA. RefSeq lists its product as uncharacterized. The transcript has 6 exons. NCBI's taxonomy places the organism in Eukaryota, Viridiplantae, Streptophyta, Magnoliopsida, Sapindales, Anacardiaceae. Bases 155 to 1108 code for a protein of 317 amino acids. The record is from RefSeq and is a predicted model, not a curated record.
GGUUUAUACGACGACGUUUAAUUCAGAGCAGCUUCUGCGUUUCCCUCUCCCUGUUCUCCUUUUAGUUUUCAGUAUCUCUCUAGGGUUCCUUCCUAAUUCCAGUUCUUUUCAAAUCCACUUGUCUUACUUUUAUUUUCUAAAGGUUUUAAUCUCGAUGGCGGAAACCAAAAGCGGUGGAAUCGAUGUUUCAGGCAAUGUCGCUAGUGGUCGAAGCUUGGGGUCUCAACCUGAGGGUAUUGAGUUGAAAACUCGAGUGGAAGCCAUGUGGGAGCAAAUGAAUGGAGGGACUUCUAAUAAGACGCUCAAAGCAUUUUUUAACAGUCCUAGUUCAACUGUAAAUAAAACUUCAUCACAGAUGUCCAAUAGUUGGAUUACAUAUCUAGGCUUGGCACAAAAGGGCACACCACAAGGUGGAUCUAUUGUUGAGCAAAAUGGUACUAAUAAUUAUGAUAAGAAGAUUGCUGCCAUAUGGGAGGAGAUGAAUAAAGGAGUACCUAAAAGGACAUUCAAAACCAAGCCUAGUUUAUCUGUGAAUACAACUGUGCAGACAAAAACCAAUAACUUUAAGCAAUAUUUGGGAUUUGCAUCAAUGAAGAAACAAUCCAUUGAGCAAGAUGUGCAGGAUGGCAUCUUGCCACAAACGAGAUCUAGUGACAUCAGUGAUGACACCAAGAGAAUUGCUGCUGCUGCUCUGUCAGCAGUCAGGGAUGCUGCAUCUGCUGCAGCAGGCAGGGGGAAAGUCGGGAUAAUUGAGGUACGGGAGUUUGCUGGUCAAGAAAUUGAAGUUAAGAAGCUUGUUGAUGCUGAUUCAAAGGAGGCAUCUGAAAAGGCCAAAGGUCCUGCAACUUCUGCUGUUGAUGCUGUUCUCGAACAGAUUAAGAAGAAACCAAAGCUGAGUGUGCUUGAUAAGACGAAGAAGGAUUGGGGAGAGUUUAAGGAAGAGAAGGGACUGGAGGAGGAGUUGGAUGCUUAUAAGAAGAGCUCAAAUCAGUAUCUGGAUAAGGUUUCCUUUUUGCAAAGAGCUGAUUACCGGGAAUUUGAGAGGGAGAGGGAUGCACGGUUGGCGCAACAGGCCAGGAGGAGGACAGAUAUGCGGGAGGAGCCAUGAUUUAUUGGUUACUCAUGAAUUGUUCUUCACUAGAUAAUUCUUAAGAUCAUCGUAUGAAAGUUUUCAUAGUGGAAGACCCGCACCAAGCCACUAAGACUAAGUACAACAAAGCCUUGUUUUACCAUAGUAUCUUGUUCUUGGAAUGCGAUGGCUUUAAGUGUUAGUUGGGAUAUUCCAAAUGUUUCGGGGAUCCUUUUUCGGUAUUUGUUAGAGCAUUGAUGAAGGAAUGGGAAGAUAAUCUUAAUUGUAUAA